AUGAUUAUCUAUGUCAUCAGCAUAGCCACCCUCAUCAUCUGUCGGUUGCUGAGUCUCUUAAUUUCUGUCUGUCUCACCACAUUCAUCUCACUAACUCUCUCUUUAUCUCACUCUCUAGCUCAUUCUUAUUUUAUAUCAUGCUACUCUUCCUUUGUCUUGUCAUCUUCAUCUCGCCCUCUCAUUCAUUUCCCUCACCCUCUUUUUCAAUUCCUCUCACUCUCUCGCUCUCUCUAUCAACCCAUUCACUUCACACUUUAUCUCACUCCAUUCACCUCACUCGCUAUCUUACUUCAUUCAUCACCCCCUCCAUAUCACUCCAUUCAUCUCACCCACUCUGUCACUCCAUUCACCUCACCCUCUAUCUCAUUCACCACACCCAUCUGUCACUUCAUUCACCACACCCACUCUGUCACUUCAUUCACCACACCCACUCUGUCACUUCAUUCACUUCACCCACUCUGUCACUUCAUUCACUUCACCCACUCUGUCACUCCCUUUAUCUCACCCUCUAUCUCACUCCAUUCACUUCACCCUCUAUCUCACUCCAUUCACUUCACCCUCUAUCUCAGUCCAUUCACUUCACCCUCUAUCUCAGUCCAUUCACUUCACCCUCUAUCUCAGUCCAUUCACUUCACCCUCUAUCUCACUCCAUUCACUUCACCCUCUACCUCAGUCCAUUCACUUCACCCUCUACCUCAGUCCAUUCACUUCACCCUGUAUCUCAGUCCAUUCACCUCACCCUCUAUCUCACUCCAUUCACCUCACCCUGUAUCUCAGUCUAUUCACCUCACCCUCUAUCUCACUCCAUUCACUUCACCCUCUAUCUCACUCCAUUCACUUCACCCUCUAUCUCACUAUUCACCUCACCCGCUAUGUCACUCUAUUCAUCUCACCCACUAUCCCACUCCAUUCACCUCACCCACUAUCCCACUCCAUUCACCUCACCCACUAUCCCACUCCAUUCACCUCACCCACUAUCUCACUCCAUUCACCUCACCCACUAUCUCACUCCAUUCACCUCACCCUGUAUCUCAGUCCAUUCACCUCACCCUCUAUCUCAGUCCAUUCACCUCACCCUCUAUCUCACUCCAUUCACCUCACCCUCUAUCUCACUCCAUUCACUUCACCCUCUAUCUCACUAUUCACCUCACCCACUCUGUCACUCUAUUCAUCUCACUCUCUAUCCCACUCCAUUCACCUCACCCACUAUCUCACUCCAUUCACCUCACCCACUAUCUCACUCCAUUCACCUCACCCACUAUCUCACUAAUUCACCUCACCCACUCUAUCACUCUAUUCAUCUCACCUCUAUCCCAAUCCAUUCACCUCACCCACUAUCUCACAUCCAUUCACCUCACCCACUAUCUCACUCCAUUCACCUCACCCUCUAUCUCACUCCAUUCACCUCACCCUGUAUCUCACUCCAUUCACCUCACCCUCUAUCUCACUCCAUUCACUUCACCCUCUAUCUCACUAUUCACCUCACCCACUCUGUCACUCUAUUCAUCUCACUCUCUAUCCCACUCCAUUCACCUCACCCACUCUGUCACUCCAUUCACCUCACCCACUAUCUCACUCCAUUCACCUCACCCACUAUCUCACUCCAUUCACCUCACCCACUAUCUCACUCCAUUCACCUCACCCACUGUCUCACUCCAUUCACCUCACCCACUGUCUCACUCCAUUCACCUCACCCACUGUCUCACUCCAUUCACCUCACCCACUCUCACUCUAAUCAUCACACCCUCUCAUUCCAUUCACUUCACCCUCUUUUUCUCAUCCCAUUCCCCUCACCCUCUUUUUAUCCUACUCUAUUUAUCUUACUCCCUCUCAUCCCAUUCAUUUAUCUCUCUCUCUCUUUCUCUCACUUCAUUAUUUGCUCUUUCUUUCUCAUACUACCUUCACUUAACCCCCUCUCCCCUUGAGCCGCACUACUUCCAUUUAGAAAAAAAUCAUUAUUGUUAUUGCAGCCUCCUUCUUUCUGUCUCUUUGUGCUCUUUGGAACUGGAUCACUCCAAGUCAGAUGCAAAUGCUUUCCCCAGAUUUUCAUUCACUGUCAUUUUUCUUCCUUUCCUUUAUUCUUUUAUUAACUGUUCUUUUUCUAAAUGUUUCUUGUUGUUUUUUCAUUUAUUUUGUUGUUUUAUUUAUCUUUCUUUCUUUCUCUAUAUUUUCAUUUUUGUUUCUUCUUCAUCUUGCUUUCUUCUUUCUGUCAUAUUUCCCUUCACUCUCUCCUCCAUCCACUCUCAUUUUCUAAAUUCUAGUUGUCUUUCAUUUAAUCUUCCUUUUUUUCAUUCUCUUUCUCUUUGUCUUUUCUUCUGUUUGAGCUUCUUCAGCUUCUUCAUCUUCUUUUUCACUCUCUUCUUUCUUUAUGACCUUCUUUUUCCUUAUUGUUUCUUCCUUGUUUUCCCUUUCAUCUUCACUCACUUUUAUUCUUUUUCCCUCAGUUUCUUCAUUGACUUUACUAGACUUCUUUCUCUCUCUUUUUUUUCUUCUUUAUCCUUUCACCUUAUUCACUCCAACAGUAUUUUUCAUCCUUUAAAUAUUCUUCUCAUCUCAAUAAAGAACAAAAUAAAGCGAUCAUAG
Molecule: messenger RNA, 2583 nt
Organism: Acanthosepion pharaonis
Lineage: Eukaryota; Metazoa; Mollusca; Cephalopoda; Sepiida; Sepiidae
Source: the annotation of a GenBank genome assembly